ACCGAACGCACACCACACGGACCAGGAGUGAGCCGAGUAGGAACGGAACUACCCGCCAGCAACGCAUUUUACUAUAGCAUCUUGUACCGAAUGGAUCGACACGCAGUGCAAGUGAAAGACGAAUCUUAGCCGGCUCGAAUAGAUGUGCUUACGAAUUUGCAAUAGUUUAGAUAAAGGUUUUUAAGGUGAAUUUAGGGAUCUUAAUGGCAGUAUUUGUUUAUAACGUUUUGUUUAUAGAAAUUAAUCAAAACAAGGAACGAAUAGAUCGCAGUGAGUGCUAAAUCAAUCAUGCGUAAGGCCAAAUGAGUGCGUGUUAUCACUUGCGUCGGCUUAUCAGUGUGCGACGGAUUAUCGAGACAGUUGAGUGGAUCGUGGUGCUCAUCUAUUGUCGUCUAGGAAAAUCUGAUAUCCAGCACACCUCAUGUAAUACCCAAUACGAAGCGUCAUGAGCGAGACUGGAGUAGUGCAGGUCGGGCGUGCACGGUGCAAAGGGUACGCCGGUUGUUGGAAUUUGGACGCGACGCUGUUUGCCUCGAAAAUGCUCCUAAGAACCUGUGUGUGCCUGCUGUUCGCAAUUGGACCGGUUGUGUACAAGCCGGUUAGUGGCCAGUACGUAAGCUCACCUUGUCCGGAAAUUUUCUCCUACCGGAUGGAUCCGGCCACCGACACAGCGUUCGGAUAUAUCGAGCUACAAAAUUUGCGCAUCGGUCAGCUAGUUAAGCUGAACGUGGAUCUUUCGAUUGCCGUCGCUGUUCCGAAGGACAACGUGGGCUCGAUCACGCUCGUGAAAUCGCGAUCGCAAACGUUUCUCGACAUUCUAAACAAACGGCCGGCCCAGUACCGUGUGAACUUUCCCUUCACCAACAUCUACCCCCAUGUGCUGGCUAUCAGCGUGAACGGGCAAGCGAUCUGUACCGGACAAAAAGUUAAGGGCCCGAUCGUUACGACCAUCAAUCUGGAGCACACACUGUACACGCAGGUGCAGCAACUAUCGAACGGCAACCCGAACGGCAACUCACCCAACCAAUACCGACCGGAGCAGCAGCCACCGAUUGUCACCCAAGACCGGAUACAGUUGCCGGACCAACAGUUUAACACGCCACCACCGACCAUCGUCUACCAGCAGCAAUUUACCACCCAGCGACCGCCAUUCGUGUAUCAACCGCAGCAGCAACAACCAUCCGUCUAUCGACCGCAGCAGACAUCGGGGGAAUCGUUGGAAUCUGUCUGUGGUUCGGUAGGUCCCCUGGCUAGUCGACUCUCGAUCAAUGGCAUCCGCUCGAGCAAGGGUCAGUUUCCUUGGGCUGCCCCCGUCUUCAACACCGCCGAGCAACCUAAACCGCAGUACAUCUGUGGCAGUAGUAUCAUCACUAGCCAGCACGUGGUAACGGCGGCUCACUGCAUGCACUAUCCGGACGGGGCGAAGCGAGGCAACUCGCAGCUUUCCGUCAUACCGGGCAUGUACAAUAUCGACAGCUUCUUCGAUAGCGCCAACCAGGACCGGGGUGUAGUGCAGAUCAUCAUGCACUCCGAUUACUUCUUCGAGGAUACCGAGGCGACCGAUUCGGAUAUCGCCGUACUGAAGCUCGACGCACCCGUCACCUUCAACGAUAUGGUGCGACCGAUCUGCAUAUGGAGCUGGAGCGAUAAUCUGGAGCAGAUUGUCGGAGAGAAUGGAUUCGUGUCCGGUUGGGGCAUCACGGAGUCGGGAAACUCCAAGUUCCCAAGCUUUGUCACGGCCACCGUCGUUGAUAAGCGGGAUUGCUCGCGCCAGCUGGGUCGAUUUGUGCCACCGAAGGCCCGAACGUUCUGUGCCGAUGGUCAUGGUGCCGUCCCGUGCAAUGGUGAUUCCGGUAGUGGUUUAGCGUUCAAGCGUGGUACACGCUACUACCUGCGGGGCAUCGUCUCGACUGGUCAACGAGACAUGAUCACACUGCUGUGCGAUACUAAGAAGUAUGUCGUGUACACCGAUGUGGCACCGUUCCGGUACUGGUUGAGUCGUGUUGUCAAAGGUUGAAUCGCAAGUCAAGAUAUCGUACAAUGCACUCGUUUGCAAGCGAAUCCGAGCUUACCGAAAUGAAAUGAAAGAUUGGAAGGGUGCAGCAGUAGCACUGAUUUACUAUUCAUUUUAUUGCUAUCCUUUAGAGGCAAUGAGCCUUUGAAUAGUGCUGCUCGGAUUCUAAAUCAUAUUUAUUCCGCCUAUAAAGGAUCGACGAUGUAAGCAAGGGCUGCUUAUGAAACAAUGAGACACCUACAGAUACAUUGUAGUUGCUGCUAAUCUUUGUAAGAUUGUUUUGUUCAUGUAAUAAAAAUGAAAAUUUAAAUAGUAGACACGAUUGUU
Molecule: messenger RNA, 2341 nt
Organism: Anopheles darlingi
Lineage: Eukaryota; Metazoa; Arthropoda; Insecta; Diptera; Culicidae
Product: serine protease gd-like
Exons: 3
Coding region: 446-2017 (523 amino acids)
Biological process (GO): proteolysis
Molecular function (GO): serine-type endopeptidase activity
Source: RefSeq, a predicted model, not a curated record